Messenger RNA from Angiostrongylus costaricensis, 261 nucleotides. The record is from the annotation of a GenBank genome assembly. Lineage: Eukaryota; Metazoa; Nematoda; Chromadorea; Rhabditida; Metastrongylidae.
AUGACAUUGACUGGUCCGAUCGAUCUGAUCGAUCUCCCCGACUGUUCCGAUGUGUGCCGUGAUGGACCGCUGUCGGCACUGAUCUUCGACAUGGAGCAUGCUGGAUCAGCCCGAGGUUUUGCCACCGGCGACGCCGUCACUGCUUCUGAAAGUUCACGUGCGGUCCUCCACAAAUUCGUAGCUCAAAGCCAUAUUUCGCAUCUUAUAGCUCGAAAAAUAAUCACAAUCCUAGAUUUUAGUACAAAUUUCGUUCCAAAUUAG